Messenger RNA from Danaus chrysippus (African queen), 459 nucleotides. The record is from the annotation of a GenBank genome assembly. Lineage: Eukaryota; Metazoa; Arthropoda; Insecta; Lepidoptera; Nymphalidae.
AUGUGUUUCUUUUUCAAAGGAGGUGAUAUUGUAUCUGACGAUGGAACAGGUUCUAUAAGUAUAUACGGUAAAACAUUUCGGGACGAAAACUUAGAAACCCAACACACAGAUGCUGGAUUUGUGUCAAUGGCGAAUAAAGGUAAGGAUACAAAUGGUUGUCAAUUCAUAAUAACGACGAAACCAACACCUUGGCUUGAUAACUUACACACUGUUAUUGGAAAAGUGGUAGAAGGUCAAAAGAUUGUCCACAUGUUAGAGCAGACUCCAACCGAUGCUGACGAUAGGCCGAUAGUGCGUGUGUACAUUGCGGACUGCGGUCUGCUGUCCACUAAACCUUUUUACGUGUCUGAUGACCCUUAUGAUCUUUGGGGUUGGAUCAAGGUGUCAGCCGCUCCGCUGUCAAUGUCAUUCUCCAUAUUGGCUUUCUUUCAUUGGAUGAUAAAAAAGAUGGAGAUUUAA